AUGAGGUUGGUGAAUGGCACGGACUCUUGUUCUGGACGAGUGGAGGUUCUUUUUAACGGAACAUGGGGAACAGUGUGUGAUGAUUACUGGAAUCUAUCAGACGCUGCAGUGGCGUGUAGAGAACUUGGCUGUGGAAAUGCUGGAGACCCAAAGAGCGGUGCCUAUUUUGGAAAAGGUAAAGGACAAAUAUGGAUGGAUGAUGUUAAGUGUGUUGGCAAUGAGUCUUCACUGAUAAACUGUACAAGACAGCCAUGGGGAAUAAACAACUGUGGACAUGGUGAAGAUGCUGGAGUCAUUUGUCACGGAUUGGUUAGGUUGGUAAAUGGCAGUAACUCUUGUUCUGGACGCGUGGAGCUUUUUAAUAAUGGUGAAUGGGGAACAGUGUGUGAUAACGACUGGGAUCUACCAGACGCUACAGUGGUGUGUAGAGAAGUCGGCUGUGCAGAUGCCCGAGAGGCAAAGAUUGGUGCUUAUUUUGGAGAAGGGUCAGGACAAAUAUGGAUGAAUGCCACACAAUGUACUGGAAGUGAGGCAUCACUGCUGAACUGUUCAUCAACAAAAUGGGGAAUACAGAACUGUACCCAUUCAAAAGAUGCUGGAGUCGUCUGUAACUGUGAGCUUAAAAUCAGUGGCUAA
This is a messenger RNA of Paramisgurnus dabryanus, 636 nucleotides long. The record is from RefSeq and is a predicted model, not a curated record. NCBI's taxonomy places the organism in Eukaryota, Metazoa, Chordata, Actinopteri, Cypriniformes, Cobitidae.